UAACCCAUUACUUUUCCCAAACAAACUCCAUUUUGCGCGCACUGGUUUGUUGAAGGAUGGCCUCCUCUAUUGUAUCACCCAUCAUCUCAAAGAUUUCUCCUAAGCCUAUUUAUGAUUUUCUUCUAAUAUCUAGGGGCAGUGCUUGGGAAGGACCUUUUGUUUUUCUAUUGGAAGGAGGUGAAGCAAAGGUUUCUCGUGGCUGGAUGGGCGGGACGUCAAUUGUAUGUGUUGGUGGUGAUGAGGAUGUGGUCUAGGAGGUGGAAGGGAUUUCUAUGGCUGGAGAUUCCGCAGGCACCUUUCUUUUCUUGCUUUCAGCAGCAGCAAAGACAAGCCUCGUUGUCGUAAGCCGAGAGGGCCGGGGUUACUUUGGGGGAGGAUUCUUCAGAUUGGUUCAAAGGCUUAUAUAAUCUCUUGAAAUUUCAUGAAUCCAACUCAGAAAUAGACCAACCGGAUGCUGUAAAGAGCUAUCAGAAUGAAGGAGAUAAAGCUACAGAUGAGAUGAAAAUUUAUUAUCAACCCGAAGAACCUCAAAUUGCUGGCAUUGAGAGUACUGUUAUAGCAAAUUUACAACAGGGUCAGACCGUUAGCAAGACAAUCAUACCACCAUCUCCUUUACCUCAAAGGCUACAAAAGCAACAAGAUGUCAUGCAAAAAGAGCAAACCUUGAGUGAUCUUGAGGCUAAUGUGGAAUUGAUGCCUAUGACUCUGCUAGAGAAAAUGGAAAUAAGGAGCAUAAGGUCUGUAAAGAUGACUCUACAUUUACCUAAUCGCUCCAUCAAAACAUCAAUUGGCAUUGUUGAAAAUAUGAAUGUCAAGAUAAGCAACUUUGCACACCAAGUAGAUUUUGUGAUGCUUGACAUAGAGGAGGACCCUACUAUUUCUCAACUUCUUGAGGAACCAUUCUUUGAUACCCGAAAAGUUAUGGUAGACAUGUGGAAGAGCGAUUUGAUUUUAAAGAUGGAUGGAGAUCAGGUGCAUACCAUUGAAUAUACGAAAGAUGGAAUAACAAACCUCGAUGAUCCUCAAUCAUUAAAGGUUAAAGGCAAGCCCAAGGUCAAGAUGAAGGAGUAUACAUGCAAGAAGAGUUGGAUCGAAGAAUCAAAGUUGUUCUUCGCUCUUUGCUUCAAGCCACCUUGAUCAUCAAUCCAAGUCAGGUUGAAGACUAUAAAACAAGCGCUUUUGGGAGGCAACCCAAAGUUCAACUAGAAGUUUUUCAUUUUAAUUUCAGUAUUUUAGGUUUCUUGCAUUUGAAUUUCUUGCAUUUUUAAAUUUUCGUAUUUUCAAUUCUUAGGAUUAUGAUGAGUUAGUAUUCAUGUUCCCUUUUAAUCCAAGUUAAACUAUGUUGCAGGAAAAGAGGUACUGAUGCUCCAAAGAGAGGAAUUGGGCCGUAGCAAAGGCUUGAGUUCGGAGUCCCUCAAACACUCAAGCCACAACAAAGGCUUGAGUUUGGAGUCCCCCAAACCUCAAUCACCUUCACUCGAGGCAACCAAAUUGAAUUUGGAGUGGCAAGAAUGGUGACACUAAGCACCCAAAGUGGAAAAAUCAAGGCAAAGAUGAAGAAAUGGGAAAGGAGGUUGAGCAAAAAGAUGAAAACAUAGAAGAUAAACCCUUGGACCAAUAAGAAGAUGAAGACUAACAUCAGAACUUCCCUCAGUUUUGAUUAAAAAUGAAGAAAAACCCUGGUUGUCUUGUUCUUUUCUUUUCUUUUCUUUUCUUUCCUUCUUUUCCUUUUUGAAGUGAAACCUCUUGCAUCAUCUAGAAAAUUAAUGAAAAAGAGGAACAUGUUUGCUAGCUAGUUAGAUUUUCAAUUCGGUAAAUUUACUUUUCAUUUUUGUUUGAAUAAAGAAGUUAGGUUAUACA
This is a messenger RNA of Gastrolobium bilobum, 1860 nucleotides long. RefSeq lists its product as uncharacterized. The coding region runs from base 499 to 1137 and encodes 212 amino acids. NCBI's taxonomy places the organism in Eukaryota, Viridiplantae, Streptophyta, Magnoliopsida, Fabales, Fabaceae. The transcript has 2 exons. The record is from RefSeq and is a predicted model, not a curated record.